Molecule: messenger RNA, 2322 nt
Organism: Galeopterus variegatus (Sunda flying lemur)
Lineage: Eukaryota; Metazoa; Chordata; Mammalia; Dermoptera; Cynocephalidae
Exons: 18
Coding region: 1-2322 (773 amino acids)
Biological process (GO): calcium ion import across plasma membrane; chemical synaptic transmission
Cellular component (GO): voltage-gated calcium channel complex; membrane; neuronal cell body
Molecular function (GO): high voltage-gated calcium channel activity
Source: RefSeq, a predicted model, not a curated record
AUGGGCUGCAUGCCUUUGGCCAUCCGGGGCAAUGAAAGAGCUACCAUCUCUGAAAAGCACACGGAAGGAAAUGGACUCACCCGCUACCUGGAGCACGACCCUGGGCUCGGCGUGGGUGAGAGGAGAUUCCGAGUCUGGGCCCCGUCAGUCGUCAUCCAGGCCAAGGAGCUGGAAGGUGCCGAAGAGAGUCACCUGGUGACUCGGUGGAGUCGCCCUGACGUGGCCGCGGUUUUAGGCAGGAGCACCCGGAUCGGGGCGCGGAAUCGGGUGAAUGUGCCCGGUGUCUCGAGGCGCGGGGCUCAGAUGAGAUCGGCGGUGGUGAAGGAGGAGCCCGGCAGUGGGUCCGAGGCGGGCUUUAAUGGGGGCCUCCCGGGCGAGGUUCUGCGCCCACAAGGGAGUGAGGCCGGGGAAGGCGCGCCCAGGGUGGACACAGGCAGGUGGGGACUGAAGAGCUGGGCCUGCCCGACUCAGCCUCGCAGGCCUGGCCUCCUCAUGAGAGAGGCGUCCCCUGGGGCCUGCUGCCUCAGCCGGGUGUACGUGGCCGUGCGUGCCUGCCGCGUGCGACCGCGGGCUGGAAACUUUGCAGAGUUUGUUUUCCUGGGUCUCUUCCUCACAGAGAUGUCCCUGAAGAUGUAUGGCCUGGGGCCCAGAAGCUACUUCCGAUCUUCCUUUAACUGCUUCGACUUUGGGGUCAUUGUGGGGAGCAUCUUUGAAGUGGUUUGGGCUGCCAUCAAGCCAGGAACCUCCUUUGGGAUCAGCGUGCUGCGGGCCCUCCGCUUGCUGAGGAUCUUCAAAGUCACGAAGUAUGUCAUCCACGCGCUUCUGGCCUCGGGCCUGGCGUCUCAGGGCUCUCGUUUCGCCCAGGUGCAGCUGCCCGUUGUCCUGAGGCAGGCGGGUCUAGACCCUUGCAGUCNAGCUGAUCAGGUCAUUGUGGGGAGCAUCUUUGAAGUGGUUUGGGCUGCCAUCAAGCCAGGAACCUCCUUUGGGAUCAGCGUGCUGCGGGCCCUCCGCUUGCUGAGGAUCUUCAAAGUCACGAAGUACUGGAACUCCUUGAGGAACCUGGUGGUGUCUCUGCUCAACUCCAUGAAGUCCAUCAUCAGCCUCCUCUUCCUGCUCUUCCUGUUCAUUGUGGUCUUCGCUCUGCUGGGGAUGCAGCUGUUUGGGGGACAGUUCAACUUUAAAGACGAGACUCCGACAACCAACUUUGACACCUUCCCUGCUGCCAUCCUCACCGUCUUCCAGGUAGGGCUCCCAGCUGGCUCCACUCCCCGCUGCCCCUGCAGCCCCCGGACAGUGGACGGUUCACACAGAACCUCCCGUGACCCAGAAGAGAAGCACAGGAGCCUCCCGUUUCUGGAGGCCCCUGGGCCGCCACCCGUGGAAUGCAUGCGUGGCCCGGGCCGUGGCGUGCACCACGGAGGGAAGGCUACAGCUGCAGCGCUGCUGUCCCCGCAGAUCCUGACCGGAGAGGACUGGAAUGCAGUCAUGUAUCACGGCAUCGAAUCCCAAGGGGGCGUCAGCAAAGGCAUGUUUUCGUCCUUCUACUUCAUUGUCCUGACACUGUUUGGAAACUACACCCUGCUGAAUGUCUUCCUGGCCAUCGCCGUGGACAACCUCGCCAAUGCCCAGGAGCUGACCAAGGAUGAAGAGGAGAUGGAGGAAGCAGCCAAUCAGAAGCUCGCUCUGCAGAAGGCCAAGGAGGUGGCUGAAGUCAGCCCCAUGUCUGCUGCAAACAUCUCCAUUGCUGCAGUCGCAGCCAGUGCCUGUGUGCUGGGCGCGUCCCGGCCUCCUGCGCAGAUGCACACUGCAGCCCGCGCCUACACUGAUGCAGCUCACGGCACGGUGGAGAGUCGGGCCCCUUGUUUGGUCCUGGCUGGGAGUGGGCAGGUCCUCUGUGGGUCUGUUGCAGGGCAUCCUUGGGAGUGGAGGCAGCACGGCUUCAACGCCUUAGGGGAGACAGGCAGAGAGGUGGGCGGGCGGCGGGCGGCCACUCACUGCCAGUGUCCCCACAGCAGGCAGCAGAGCACGGCCAAGGCGCGCUCGGUGUGGGAGCAGCGGGCUGGCCAGCUGCGGCUGCAGACCCUGCGGGCCAGCUGCGAGGCGCUGUACGGCGAGAUGGAGCCCGAGGAGCUGCUGCUUUUCUCCACCGCGCGCCACCUGCGGCCCGACGUGAAGACGCACCUGGACCGGCCGCUGGUGGUGGAGCCGGCGCCGCCCGCGCACGAGGCCGCCGAGAAGGACGCCGCGGACGAGGCGGCGGAGGGUACCCAGGGGACCCAGGACGCCCAGGACAAGGAGCUCCGGAGCCACCAGCCCGAGUGA